UUAAAGUAGCAGAAGAAGAAGAAGCAGCUGUCGCCUGGCUUCCCCUCCUGGUAGCAGCACGAUGGAGGAGUGCGGUGACACAAACAUCACUUUGAGGGAGUUUGGCUGCGAGCAGAGUUUAUUAUCCCGACCUGACGGUUCAUCAUCCUUCAUGCAAGGGGACACGAGCGUGCUGGCUGGAGUGUAUGGACCAGCGGAGGUAAAGGUCAGCAAGGAGAUCUACGACCGGGCAACACUGGAGGUGGUGAUACAGCCCAAAGUGGGACUGUCAAGUGUAAGGGAACGCUUGCAGGAGCAGAGUGUGCGGGAAACAUGCGAGGCGGCUCUGCUCGCGUCGCUUCAUCCUCGCUCUUCCCUCACUCUCGUUCUUCAGCUGCUGCACGAUGACGGCUCGCUGUUGUCCUGCUACCUGAACGCCGCCUGCAUGGCUCUGAUGGACGCAGGGCUCCCUAUGAGCUGCCUGUUCUGCGGGGUGACCUGCGCCGUCAACGCGGAGGGUCAAAUCAUCACAGACCCCAGCGCGGCUCAGGAAAAGGAAAGUCGAGCUUUGAUGACCUUUGCUGUUGAGAGCACAGAGCACAGAGUAAUUAUGUCAUCAACCAGAGGAUCAUUUUCAGUUCAUGAGCUCCAGCAGUGUAUAGCAGUCAGUCAGAAAGCAUCAGAGAAAAUCUUCCAGUUCUACAGAGACUCUGUCAGACGGCGAUACUCCAAAAUCCUCUGAUGGAGAAAACUGGCUUCCUUUUGCCUGUGUUUUUUUUUUUUUUUUUUUCCACCAUCCAAUUUUUUAUUGUAAUAAAAUAUUCAGUAACCAUUUUGGGCUUCCUUUGCUUCAGUCCAGUUGCAGCUCCUGCAGUCUGCUGUGCUGCUCAUGGAGACGGAGAAAUGGAACAGACCGGCAUGGUGGUCUGGUCGUGACGCCUUCAUUAACAACGACAACAGCAAAAACAAAAAAAACUUCCACCUUUGCAUGUGAGCUUCAAGACAUAAAUGCCUUCAGUCGUGUGCAAAUGAAGGGAGGAAAGAUGAAUGUCAAACGAGUGCA
Molecule: messenger RNA, 1042 nt
Organism: Myripristis murdjan (pinecone soldierfish)
Lineage: Eukaryota; Metazoa; Chordata; Actinopteri; Holocentriformes; Holocentridae
Gene: exosc5
Product: exosome component 5
Exons: 6
Coding region: 62-721 (219 amino acids)
Biological process (GO): U4 snRNA 3'-end processing; nuclear mRNA surveillance; rRNA catabolic process
Cellular component (GO): cytoplasmic exosome (RNase complex); nucleolus; nuclear exosome (RNase complex)
Molecular function (GO): RNA binding
Source: RefSeq, a predicted model, not a curated record